Jaculus jaculus (lesser Egyptian jerboa) is the source of this 3591-nucleotide messenger RNA. It is a transcript of the gene Map2k4, whose product is annotated as mitogen-activated protein kinase kinase 4. Gene Ontology annotation, biological process: MAPK cascade; protein phosphorylation. NCBI's taxonomy places the organism in Eukaryota, Metazoa, Chordata, Mammalia, Rodentia, Dipodidae. The coding region runs from base 1 to 1233 and encodes 410 amino acids. Gene Ontology annotation, molecular function: ATP binding; JUN kinase kinase activity. The record is from RefSeq and is a predicted model, not a curated record. The transcript is spliced from 12 exons.
AUGGCGGCUCCAAGCCCGAGCGGCGGCGGCGGCGGCGGCGGCACCGGGGGCGGCGGCGGUACCCCGGGCCCGGUAGGGUCCCCGGCUCCCGGUCACCCGGCCGUCAGCAGCAUGCAGGGCUUUCAGAUAAACUUCUGUGAAAAGGCACAAAGUAAACGCAAAGCACUGAAGUUGAACUUUGCAAAUCCUCCUGUCAAAUCUACAGCAAGGUUUACCCUGAAUCCCAAUACAGGAGUCCAGAACCCACACAUAGAGAGACUGAGAACACACAGCAUUGAGUCGUCAGGAAAACUGAAGAUCUCCCCUGAGCAACACUGGGAUUUCACUGCUGAGGACUUGAAAGACCUUGGAGAGAUUGGACGAGGAGCUUAUGGUUCUGUCAACAAAAUGGUCCACAAACCAAGUGGGCAAAUAAUGGCAGUUAAAAGAAUACGGUCAACAGUGGAUGAAAAAGAACAAAAACAACUUCUUAUGGAUUUGGAUGUAGUAAUGCGGAGUAGUGAUUGCCCAUACAUUGUUCAGUUUUAUGGUGCACUCUUCAGAGAGGGUGACUGUUGGAUCUGUAUGGAACUCAUGUCUACCUCGUUUGAUAAGUUUUACAAGUAUGUAUAUAGUGUAUUAGAUGAUGUUAUUCCAGAAGAAAUUUUAGGCAAAAUCACUUUAGCAACUGUGAAAGCACUAAACCACUUAAAAGAAAACUUGAAAAUUAUUCACAGAGAUAUCAAACCUUCCAAUAUUCUUCUGGACAGAAGUGGAAAUAUUAAACUUUGUGACUUUGGCAUUAGUGGACAGCUUGUAGACUCCAUUGCCAAGACAAGAGACGCUGGGUGUAGGCCAUACAUGGCGCCUGAGAGAAUAGACCCAAGUGCAUCACGACAAGGCUAUGAUGUCCGCUCUGAUGUCUGGAGUUUGGGGAUCACGUUGUAUGAGUUGGCCACAGGCCGAUUUCCUUAUCCAAAAUGGAAUAGUGUAUUUGAUCAGCUAACACAAGUCGUGAAAGGAGAUCCUCCACAGCUGAGUAACUCAGAGGAAAGAGAAUUCUCCCCCAGUUUCAUCAACUUUGUCAACUUGUGCCUUACAAAGGAUGAAUCCAAAAGGCCAAAGUAUAAAGAACUUCUGAAACAUCCCUUUAUUUUGAUGUAUGAAGAACGUACCGUUGAGGUUGCAUGCUAUGUUUGUAAAAUCCUGGAUCAAAUGCCAGCUACCCCCAGCUCUCCCAUGUAUGUCGAUUGAUACCCUGCUACAACAGACUCUAGAAAAAAGGGCUGAGAGGGGAGCAAGACAUAAAGAAUUUUCAUCCUGUAUCACAGUGUUUUUAUUGCUCACCCAGACACCAUGUGCAAUAAGAUUGGUGUUCAUUUCCAUCAUGUCUGUAUACUUCUGUCACCUAGAACGUGCAUCCCUGUAACACCUGAUUGAUCACACAGUGUUAGUGCUGGUCAGAGAGACCUCAUCCUGCUCUUUCGUGAUGAACAUAUCCAUGACACAUGGAAGUCAGUAUGAUCAAGCUGUUGACUAUGAUUAGAUCACAUCUUAAAUUCAUUUGUAGACUCAAAACCUGGAGAUGCAGCUACUGGAAUGGCUUUGUCACACUUCCACAUACUGGAAGGACACAGUGAUGGAUGUACUAUGUGUGUGCAUAGAGACUCGGGUUCAAGUGAGAGGAGCUUGCACUGUCAGUGAGACACAUUGCCUUCUGGAGCUGGGAGACAAAGGAGGAAUUUACUUUCUUCACCAAGUGCAAUAGAUUUACUGAUUUGAUUUUCUGUUGCUUUACAGUCACAGUUAAUGUUUGGGGAUUGAUGUGCUCAGCCAGAUUUCCUGUUUAAAGUAUGUUAAAUUAGAAUGAAUUUAUUUUUACCAAAAACCAUGUUGCAUUCAAAGAGGUGGACAUUAAAUAUUGAGACAGGACAGAAUGUGUUCUUUUCUCCUCAACCAGUCCUCUUUCUCAUGGGAAGACUCAGGAGCCUGCCACUUGUCACAGAAGGUGCUGCCAACUCAGUUCCACCUGCCACUAGCCACCAGGACAGAAAGAAGAAAUAAGUACAGAGGGCAAAGUUUACACAGAUGCUUUUAAUUCUAGUACCUUGUCUGGAACAACUUGUAGCAGCUGUGUGCUUCCCUGGCCUCACGCUGAUACUUCACCAUCAUAAUCCAUCAACAGGGAGAAGGAGCAAUGUGCCUUGAUAGAUGAAGAUGUCUUGUAGGCAGUAGAAGACUAAACCUCAGUCUGCUUCUCGCCAUCACUGGUCCAGAUCUGCAGUUUCUAAUCUCUUCCCCUUUCCCAGAGGUCUUUUGGCGCCAUGUGACUUUUGCUUAAUCCAUUAUUUUACCUUUUUGUAUACAAACACCUUUGUCAUUACCAGAGAUUUUCCUUACCAAGGAUAUUUUAGUCCCAAGUCUCUCACAUGCUCUGACUGAAAAGGCUGAGAAAAGUGGGCCCAGUUAUUUGGUAGGUGACAAAAGCAGUCUUUUCUAGAGACAUGAUUGAUGAGAAGAUCUGAAACGGCAAUCUUCUAGAUAGGCUUGUCUUGUGCUGGGAUCUCUAGCAGCUCACCACCUCCCUUGGAAUUGGAGUCCUACCCAACCCCUUUCCUGAGAAAGAAAAGUCAAAGCCUUAGACUGGAUCCGAGAGGCCCCUGUGCUCUUGGCUUCACUCAGCCCCAAACAGGCUCUUGGAGGUGCGCCUUCCGCUUCCCAAGCACCGUGGUUAGGCUUUGCAUGGCAUCUGAGCAGCACUGGAGGAUCGUCUGAAAUGCAGGUGAUGCCAUUACAGAAUCAAAUCCUGGCAGGUAUUGCUGUGUCUCCUCCCAGAGUGACAGUCAUAAAUACCACAAAAUCAUACAGGGAGAAUGGUGCUGUUUAGUUACAUCCUAUUAAUUGAAGAAUUCAAAAAUGAUUCCUCGUUUUGCCCACUUGCCUAAUUUCCCUGUUUUCUCCCUCAUGGUAUCCUAACCCUUACCUUUCCCAGUGUUGUGAAUGGAGACAUUGCUGUAUGCCUUCUUUCAGCCACACCAAGCCAUCGUCCUCUGUUGCUCCCAGGACUCAAGAGGAGUUUGUUUCUCUGGUGUCAGCUUCCAGUCUGGCUCAGCAUAGGGUCACUUUGCCAUAAUGCAAAUGGAGAUAAAAGCAAUUCUGACUGUCCAGGAGCUAAUCUGACCGUUCUGUUGUGUGGAUGACCACAUAAAAAGGCAAUUUUAGUGUAUUAAUCAUAGAUUAUUAUAAACUAUAAACUUAAGGGCAAGGAGUUUAUUACAAUGUAUCUUUAUGAAAAUAAAAGGGUGUAUAGUGUUCACAAACUGUGAAAAUAGUGUAAGAACUGUACAUUGUGAGCUCUGGUUAUUUUUCUCUUGUACCAUAUAAAAGUGUAUAAAAAUUAUCAAAAAGCUAAUGUGCAGGGAUAUUGCCUUAUUUGUCUGUAAAAAUGGAGCUCAGUAACAUAACUGCUUCUUGGAACUUUGGAAUAUUUUAUCCUGUAUUCUUGUUUGAAUUCCUCCUCUAUUUAAGAUAUAUACAUGGAAUCAAAGUGUUUAUGUAAUAGUUCUAUCCUUUUGCCUGCAGGUCAGUUGUAAUAAAUCUAGGAUGUGAUGA